AUGUCUCCUUUAAUUACACUUUGCUUGUGUGUGUCACCAAUCUGGGCUUUGUCCUCUUCAACACCACAUUCCAAAGAUUUUAUCUUCAAAUUUAAAAAUCCUAGAAUUAUUAACGGGAAUCCUGCAAGCGAAGGUCAGUUUCCGUGGCAAGCCGCCCUAUUUAUGGCCAACGAAUGGUUCACAUGGUUUUGUGGGGGUAGUAUAAUUAGCGAGGAAUGGAUCCUAACUGCUGGACAUUGCGUGAAAGAAGCUUUAUCUGCCCAAAUCGUAACAGGAUCAUUAAAUGUACAUCAGGGCACAAUUUCCAAUACUACUAACUUUAUUACUCACGAAGGUUUUGAUUUUGACACAGUUUCUAAUGACAUCGGGCUUGCCAGACUUGAUCCACCACUAAAAUUUGAUGAAAACACGGCUGCUAUCAGUUUGUCCACCCAGGAACUUGGACCUGAUGUAGAUAUCACAAUUAGUGGCUGGGGGUACACAAGUGACACUAGUGAAGAUAUCAGUGAGUUAUUGAACUAUGUCGAGUUAGUCACUAUCACAAAUGAUGAAUGCCAGGACACCUACGGUGUAAUUCGACCUGAAAUGAUUUGUGCUAAUUCUCCUUCAUCUCAAAUUAGGAGUUCUUGUAGCGGAGACAGUGGUGGUCCGGCAGUUGUUAAUGGUACAACAAAUCCCGUUCAUGUGGCUAUAGUUAGUUUUGUUAGUACAAAAGGGUGUGAAGCCGGUUUACCUUCUGGAUACACAAGAACUGCUUACUAUAGGGACUGGAUUAAGAACAACACUGGAAUUUAAGAACACAAAUAAGAGACAACCUGUAAAAGUUAGAGACUCAGUAAAAUAUUGAAGCAGAUAAAA
Molecule: messenger RNA, 858 nt
Organism: Zophobas morio
Lineage: Eukaryota; Metazoa; Arthropoda; Insecta; Coleoptera; Tenebrionidae
Product: brachyurin-like
Exons: 6
Coding region: 1-795 (264 amino acids)
Biological process (GO): proteolysis
Molecular function (GO): serine-type endopeptidase activity
Source: RefSeq, a predicted model, not a curated record